AGAUUUUCUAUCGGAGUGGACAAAAAACACUAUCCCUAUUUAACAAAUGCUUCCAAGCGCCUGCGUGCUUGGGUUUCUCAUAACGUUCGGACGUUGACUUUAGAGAGUAAAAACACCUUUGAAAGUUUACUUACACAACGACAUCCACCUUAGCGAGCAGGCUCCGUGAAGGCGAAGAAAAAGCAAUUGGAUCGGGCAUCAACCGACCCUGCUCCAUGGUCUUGUGGGCAAAGGAGUGCCGUUGUUGAUCAAAUACCAAACAAGGAGCUAGCUAGCUGAAGGCGUCGGUAGCGAAAGCAUCUAACAAUAGCAUCAUCAUUCGCUUCGUCUAACCAUCAAGAAAGGCCGUCGUGAUUUGCAUUGAGCAGUCUCUGGUUUCGUCCACAAGAAGACAACAUCACGCAUCACAAAAUGGGCAGCCUUUGGCAGCGAACCAAUCACAUGCGGCAAUCAUCAGCGUCAUGUCGAUUUCGUAGACCCAUUCACAGGAGCUGUGCAUCAGUGCUAGUGAGCCUGAUAGUGCUGUUGUCAUCAUCGCUGAUAUCAAAACAUGGAGUUGUAGUAGAGGCAGGCAACAACAACAACAACAACUACAAUCAAUACAAUGGGCAGAACUACUAUGGCAACAACUACAAUGGAGGAGGAGGAAACUAUCAAAACUACAACUACAACAAUAACUACAACAACAAUGAUGACGGAGGAAACAAUAACAACAAUGCUGAUGAUGGAGAUGACUAUUACGGAAACAACGACGAUGGCGCGAACAACUGGAACAAUGACGACAACGAUGAUGCCGGGGGCAACGGCAACAACGCCAAUGGAGACGACGCCAACAACAACGCCGAUGGAGACGACGCCAAUGGAAAUGGAGGAGGCGAUGCCGUCCAAGCAGAACAAGCCGCAUACGCCAAUGCCGACGAUGACGUCUUUCACUGGAACUCCAAUGUCGGGUUUGACGGAGUCAGUGUCAUGCCAAUCUCCUGCAUCAACUACAACGGCGGACAAAUGAUCAAGUUUCAGCUGUUUGACUCUGAGAACAGCUACCAAUGCCACUUCUCGGAAAUCGCAACCUUUGUCGUCUCGAUUGCUCACUACAUGAGAGGAUAUUUCAACUAUCAGGCUUUGGUCAAUGGCAAGGACUUUGAACUGCCGGCUGAUGCUGGAUAUCUGAACUGUGUCAUGCUGCAAGAAACAAUCCAAAACGAUUCUCCUCUCUACGCCAAAAUCGGAUGCGUCGAUCGGGAAACUUUCACCUCCACAAAGUUGCAGCUUCAUCUGUACACCGACAACCAAUGCUCGCAAAAGUUUGAUGACGGCCAAACCAGCCGAAGACAUGCAUCGAAAGGAUACGAUAUCAAUGGCUACAGCUUCCCUACACGAGUCUCCUUCCGCCCUCCAUGA
Seminavis robusta is the source of this 1401-nucleotide messenger RNA. The record is from the annotation of a GenBank genome assembly. Lineage: Eukaryota; Bacillariophyta; Bacillariophyceae; Naviculales; Naviculaceae.